Molecule: messenger RNA, 864 nt
Organism: Dentiscutata heterogama
Lineage: Eukaryota; Fungi; Glomeromycota; Glomeromycetes; Diversisporales; Gigasporaceae
Source: the annotation of a GenBank genome assembly
AUGCCCGUAAUGCUUCAUACCAGAACGAUAUCAAACGGUCUUCUUUCACGUUCUUUACAUAAUCUUUUUACUUUAAAUUGUUCACACCUUAUUAAUUUUUAUAAUGUUCUUUCGGGGCAAAAAAGAUUUUCGGGACACAAUAAAUGGAGUAAAGUAAAACAUGUUAAAGGAGCCAAAGACGUUGAACGCGGUAACUUAUUUGCAAAACUUACCAAAGAAAUUCAACUUUCUAUAAAAAUCGGUGGGAGCACAGAUCCUAGUAUGAAUCUUCGUCUGGCCGCGGCAUUAGCGCAAGCAAAAAAGGCGUGCUUACCUAAAGAUAAUGUGGAAAAUGCAUUCAAAAGGGCGCUUGGCCAAGGAAAAGAUGAAAAUUGUGUUGAAAGCGUAACUUAUGAAGGUUAUGGACCAGGUGGAAUCGCAUUUAUAAUAGAUACGUUAACAGAUAAUAAAAAUAGAACCGUAAAAGAAAUAAAAAAUCUUUUUACUAAAAGCGGAGGGUCAAUGUCAAACGUAUCUUGGAUGUUUGAAAAGAAAGGUACAAUCCAGUUUAAUUCAGGUAGCACACAGGAUACCCUUGACAGAAUGAUAGACAAUGCAAUCGAAAUAUAUGGUGUUGAAGAUAUACAAGAAUUGGAAGAUAAUGUAUUAGAGAUUAGGUGCCCUAAUUCAUCUGUUAAUAUAAUUUCUCAAGAAUUGCUAACAAAGUAUAAUUAUGAAGUUACUAGUAUGAGUAAUGGAUACAUACCUUCAACUACUGUCAAAGUUGAUAAUGAUGACAAAGAAUUAUUAGAUAAACUUAGCAAGUUUAUCAAGUCGCUUAGUGAUCACGAGGAUGUUGUUGGGUUUCAUAAUAACGCCGAAUAA